Messenger RNA from Malus domestica (apple), 1457 nucleotides. Its product is annotated as calcium uniporter protein 2, mitochondrial. Gene Ontology annotation, molecular function: uniporter activity; calcium channel activity. Gene Ontology annotation, biological process: mitochondrial calcium ion homeostasis; calcium import into the mitochondrion. The record is from RefSeq and is a predicted model, not a curated record. NCBI's taxonomy places the organism in Eukaryota, Viridiplantae, Streptophyta, Magnoliopsida, Rosales, Rosaceae. Gene Ontology annotation, cellular component: mitochondrial inner membrane; uniplex complex.
GCGAGGGUUUCAAAAAAUCGUGGUCGUCCCGUGAAUUGGGACACCUAUAUAAAGAGCCAGAGGCCUCCAUUGUUGAUACGCUCAAUAACCAGUACAAAGCUUCAACAGCUCUCUCUCUCUAUCUCUACAGUUCUCUCGAUUUUCUCUCUCUAGAUUAUUACAAUGGCGUUCAAGAAAACCCUAGCCCAGCGUCUGUUCAACAUCUCCAAGGCGUCGACCCAAACCCUCAGAAACUGCCGGAUUUCGUCGUCGGCGGUCCACAUCCGACCCGCUUCCAAGCCUCGCGAGACGAGCAUCGCGCCCGACCCGGGUGACAAUGCCAUGUUCCGGAGGUUCCUCCACAAGACACCGUCGGCGGGAAAUUUCCAGAAGCCAGCGAUCUGGUCUUUGCCGAUGGGGGAAAACCUAAUGGAGAAGCUCAAAGUCAUGGCCAUUGGCCAGGAUCGGAUCCGAUUGGACGGUUUGGCUCCGCCGGAGCCCGAGCCGGAGAGCUUGCCGGUGGCAAAAUUGGGAUUGACGACGGAGGAAACAAAGAAGCUGCUAAGGGUGGCCCAGCUGGAGGCGGUGAAAUUGAAGCUUCGAGAAGUCCGGAAAAGCUGGGUAUCGUAUUCGGAGUUUGUUCGGAUCUGCAGGGAAAGCUGCGAGGAUCCGGAUAUGGGUCUGGGGUUUGCGAAAUCGCUGGACGAAAACGGCUCCGUCAUCGUAUUGGGAAAUUCCGUUUGUUUGAAGCCCGAACAGGUAGCCAAAGCAAUUCAAGAACUAUUUCCCAUUCCAGGAACACCACCCGACUCCGAUGACCCCAGAAUUAGGGAAUUGGAAGACAUGGAGAGGCACAAGUUUGAGAUAGACCGAAAGGCCAAGUCCCUUGUCCGAAAGGAGCUUUGGUGCGGUCUUGGCUUUUUGGUUGUCCAAACAGCCGGAUUCAUGAGGCUCACGUUCUGGGAGCUCUCAUGGGACAUCAUGGAACCCAUCUGCUUCUACGUUACUUCAAUGUAUUUCAUGGCUGGAUACGCCUUCUUCCUCAGGACGUCGAUAGAGCCCUCUUUCGAAGGGUUUUACCAUAGCCGGUUUCAGGCUAAGCAGAAGCGCCUCAUGAAGCUUGAGAAUUUCGACGUCGGAAGGUAUGACGAGCUUCGUAAAGCAUGUUAUCCGUACUCGUCGGAUUCAUCGGAAAUGACCCCGACAACUGCUUUUGAUGGGGCGAAGAGGAAGCAAUUUGGUUCAGUACAUUAGUUAAAAGAAAAAAAUAUAAAAGUAAUAGAAGAAGAAAAACAACAAUAUAAUUGAUUGGAAAACCACAAUUUUGUUUUAACACCCCUUCCCUUCCCCGCAAAUUUAACUUUACAAAUUUAGUCACCGGCUUUAUGUAAACAAUGAUGUUGAGAGUGUUUAGGUUAUCAGUUCAUGAUUUACAAGUUACUACCAUGAAAUUGAAGUUUUUGAAAACUUUUUUUUAA